Aplysia californica (California sea hare) is the source of this 384-nucleotide messenger RNA. Its product is annotated as coiled-coil domain-containing protein 86. The record is from RefSeq and is a predicted model, not a curated record. Gene Ontology annotation, cellular component: nucleolus. Lineage: Eukaryota; Metazoa; Mollusca; Gastropoda; Aplysiida; Aplysiidae.
ACACUCGGAGAUCAAGAAUGUGAAAAGCUGGAAGUCAAGCUGGGAAGAGAAGAUGGCGAAGAAGGAACAGAAGAAACGACUGAAAGAGAUGGAACAGCAGCUGAAGAGUGAGAAAGCCAAAAGGAAAGAGCUCCACAGGCUUAACACCCAGGCCAACAGGAAGAGGAAACUGGAGAACCAGAGGAAAUCGGAAAUCGUUCAGCCGAUUAAAAACACGGCCAAAAUCAAGAAGAUGAAGAAAAAACAGCUGCGGACCAUCGAGACGAGAUGAUAAUAUAUAUAUUUGUGGAUUUUUUCCCUGUUAAUGUUAUCUUCACCAUUGCUGUCAUUUUUUUUUUUCAUCACAAACUUCAUGUGUAAAUAAAGCAUCUAAUAUUAAUAGAA